Messenger RNA from Danaus chrysippus (African queen), 3165 nucleotides. The record is from the annotation of a GenBank genome assembly. Lineage: Eukaryota; Metazoa; Arthropoda; Insecta; Lepidoptera; Nymphalidae.
AUGCCGGUUCGCAAGGGGCUCCUUGCGCCCCAAAACACCUUCCUCGAUACUAUAGCUACACGCUUUGAUGGCACACACAGCAAUUUCGUGUUGGGUAACGCGCAAGUGCCGUGUUACCCGAUCGUGUAUUGCUCUGAUGGAUUCUGCGAGCUGACAGGUUGGGCUCGGGCGCACAUUAUGCAGAAGGGAUGCGCCUGCAAGUUUCUUCAUGGACCCGACACGAUGGAAGAACAUCGACAUGAAAUAGACACAGCCCUGGAUUCAAAACACGAACUCAAACUGGAACUUAUAUUCUAUAAGAAAAACGGGACCCCUUUCUGGUGCUUACUUGAUAUCGUCCCAAUUAAAAAUGAAAAACGAGAAGUGGUUUUAUUCCUCGCUUCGUUCAAAGAUAUCACCAACACUAAGAUGGCCGCGAUGAACACUAAUGAGGACUUCGACAGCGGAGCCGCGGUGCGGCCUUCGGCAGGAGUGGUCACUCUAGCGUUAUCCCCAUUUGUACCCGCAGCGGCACUUUUAGGCGCCAGGUUCCGAGCUGAAUCUAGUUGCCUACUUCCAGACCCGAAUGGCAAUCUUGACCCCGAAGCGCCCUCACCCGCCAACAUGGGCAGACGGCGCUCCAGGGCAGUUCUUUACCAGCUUUCAGGACAUUAUAAACCAGAUAAAAUGAAGACUAAAUUAAAACUCAACAAUGUUAGUAAGAACCUCCUACACUCAUCUGACCCUCCGCUGCCUGAAUACAAAACGUCAGCUAUAAAAAAGUCAAGAUUUAUUAUAUCACAUUACGGCAUUUUUAAAACCUUCUGGGACUGGUUGAUCCUAAUAGCAACAUUUUAUGUAGCUGUUGUGGUGCCAUAUAACGCGAGUUUUGUUGAUGAAGGUCAUCCAAGGAUAAGUGUAACGAGCGACGUCGUUGUCGAAGCCCUUUUCAUUAUAGAUAUCGUUUUAAAUUUCCGAACAACAUUCGUGAGUAAGAAAGGAGAAGUAGUAUCGGAUUCAAAAGCAAUAGCUCUUAAUUACAUCCGCACUUGGUUUGUCGUUGAUCUUCUUGCCGCGCUUCCGUUUGACCUACUUUAUGCAUCAGACGUAUAUAGCGGGACGGAGUCUACACACGGGAACGUUCAUCUUGUGAAAUUAACUCGACUACUACGUUUGGCUCGUUUGCUUCAAAAAAUGGACCGAUAUUCACAAUAUUCCGCCCUAAUUUUAACUCUUUUAAUGUUAUCCUUCACGCUAGUAGCACAUUGGCUGGCCUGUAUAUGGUUUAUUAUAGCGGAAAAGGAAAUUCAGCAUCAUAGAAAUGAAAGUUGGGAUUUAGGUUGGAUUAACAAUCUGGCUGAACGCCUGAAAGUACCCAUAAUGAACAUAUCCCAUAGCGAGAGCUAUGUUACUGCCCUCUACUUCACUUGUUCGUCAUUAACGAGUGUCGGUUUCGGCAAUGUAUCAGCGAACACCCUACCUGAGAAAAUAUUCAGCAUCCUUACAAUGCUUGUCGGAGCUUUAAUGCAUGCGGUUGUGUUCGGUAAUGUGACUGCAAUUAUACAAAGAAUGUACUCGCGACGAUCUAUGUAUCAAAGCAAAUGGCGUGACCUCAAAGAUUUUCUCACUAUAAACCAAGUUCCUAAAGAACUUAAACAGCGCAUGCAAGACUACUUCCAAACGAUGUGGUCACUCAACCAUGGCAUUGAUAUUCACGAGACCCUCAAAGAAUUCCCUGAGGAAUUACGAGGAGAUGUGUCGUUACAUUUGCAUCGGGAGAUAUUAUCACUUCCAAUAUUUGAAUCCGCGUCUCAGGGCUGCCUGAAACUUCUAUCGUUACAUAUUCGAAACAAUUUUUGCGCUCCCGGAGAAUACCUCGUUCACAAAGGAGAUGCUCUAACUUAUAUACACUAUAUUUGUAACGGUUCGAUGGAAGUUAUGCAAAAUGAUAUGGUUGUCGCUAUACUCGGAAAGGGUGAUUUAGUAGGAUGUGACAUGAAUACUCAUUUACAAGUCCACAAUGGCUCGGGAACAUCGCAAUCUAAUAACCCCGACGUGGUCGUAAAGUCAAGCAGUGAUGUCAAGGCCCUCACAUAUUGCGAUUUAAAAUGUAUCAACAUGGUUGGUCUAGGUGAAGUUUUACGACUUUACCCGGAAUAUCAACAAGAAUUUGUUCAUGAUAUAUUACAUGAUUUGACAUACAAUUUACGAGAAGGCUACGAGGCUGAGCAAGAAGAAGGGAACGGGCAUCCAUCUCUCACUCUACCAUCAAUUUCAGAGGAUGAUGAAAAUGCCGCGGAAGAAAAUGCUCUAUCGCCGAAAAAACCUCUAUUAUCUAGUAGUAGUCCCCGUCAUACAAAAUUCAGAACUGACGGACAACCACGAUUAUCACAUAGGGAAUUGCGAGAAAGAAUCGAAAGGCAGCGGUCAGUGGCUACACCUAAAAUUACUCGAGCCGAUUCUUUGGAGGGAUUAAAUUUAGAAAUGCAUAACACACGCUCUUCAGUUGACAGACUUGACACGCAAGUGUCGAGCUUGCAUCAUGACGUUGCCGCUCUCAGCAUGGAGGUUCGCAACGCAAUACAAGCUCUACAAGAGAUGACAGGACCCGUGUGGCACGCAGCACACUCUAAUCCAAAUUUACAAUGGAACACUCCGCCUAAUCAACUUGCCAGAAGUUGUAGUCACCCACCUGACGUAUUUUGCUGGGAUCAGCAAGAACGCCCUCUCAGUCCUGAACGGCCAAAAAUAAAUCGAAGUACGCAAACCGAACCGUUUCUCCAUUGCGUUACUCAGUACAUACUGGAACAUCCAGCUACUGUCAUGCUUCUGUUAGGAUUAGACCCUAUGGCAAACCUAGCGCCAGUGAUACCACCAGCGGUAGAGUAUUAUGACACGAGAAGCAGAAGACCGAGUGGUCUUGAGCAAAUAAUAGAAUCCGAAAACGGUAGUCAAACACCAUCUAGUUCGGCCAGUGACAAAGGUGAAGCGGCGAAUAGCCCCAUUGGAAGUGAAAAAGAGCUGGACUUGCAGACGGAUAAGGUUCGACCGUUAGAUAAAGACAGAAAUUUAAAUUUAAAAAGGAACAGAUAUUCUGCUAGCGAUAUUUGUGAAGUAUCCGAGCGGUUGCUGCCAUCCAGAGCAUCUCCCAGCACAUAUAGCCUUAAAAAUAAUGAUAAAAGUUAA